AUGGAUAAUACACAUCGUGAUAAAGAGGAAGAUGCAGGAAUAGUACGAAAUAAUAGCGAAACAACAACAACGAUGAAUAAACGUCAAAGAUUUUAUAACCUUAUGAAGAAUACAAGAGAAGUCUAUAUUCCAAACUUAAAAUCAACAAUAUCACAACAAUUUGAAUCAGCAACAAAUGUUAAUGACUCAUUGAGGAAUGGUCUUACUUCACCUUCUCUAUCUACUACUACUAGUAAUAAUAAUAAUAAUGCUGUUACUACACAACAAUUAUGGCCAAAAGAUCUGAAAUUUCAAUGUUAUCCCACAUACACUACAUGGAAUUAUCAAAUACAAUCAUUACAAACAUUCAUAAGAUUCAAUGUAUAUACUCCGGGAAAUCAAGCAAGUAGGAAAAAUAGAUUCAUUUUGAAAUUAUGUGGACAAUAUUUGAAAACUAAUAACAAUAAUAUUAACAAUUCAAUAGCGAUCAACAACAACAAAAAUAAUACUAACAAUGAAGAAGAAGAAGAUAAUGAUGACUUGACUAUAAACUCCCAACCUUCAUAUACACCUACACCUCAACCACUACCACUAACAGGGACUAUAACUACACGAGAGAAUAAUAUCAAUAAUGCACCCAUGGAUGAAGUACAAGUAUUGCAAAAAAGAAUUUCAGGGUUCUUCGCUAGAAGAAUUAUAGGUAUCCCACUAACAAUAGAAUUAAUCGGAAAUGACCCUCAAAGAGAUUAUUUGAAAUUACAUGAAAUAACAGAUCAAUCAGGAAACAUUAGACAAAAAAAGAAGUUACCAACUAAAUUCAAUCCUAGGAACAUUAUCAUCUCAAUUGAUAAUAUUCCUGCAGCAGCACCAACAAUAACAACAACAACAACAAGUAAGGAUGAACCACUCAAAAUAGAGUAUCCAAUCAAUCUAAUUAAACAAGGAGGUAUCGGAUUAAUAAGUGAUAUUGAUGAUACAAUUAAACAUACAGGUAUCACAGGAGAUAGAAGAUCAAUGUUUAGAAACGUCUUCAUACACGAUAUAAAAUCAUGGCUAAUUGAUGGGAUGCCAUUAUGGUAUAACACUUUGAGAGAUAUUAAAAAUGCGGACUUCUUUUAUGUAUCAAAUUCACCAUUACAAAUGUUCCCCAUCUUACAGGAGUUCAUUACGGGGAAUUAUCCUGAUGGUCCAUUAUUUUUAAAACAAUAUUCAGGGAAUUUCUUAGCAAGUUUAAUGACUUCAAGCGCAAAUAGGAAAUUACAACCAAUAACUAAUAUCUUGAAUGAUUUCCCAAAGAAAAAAUUUAUACUAGUGGGUGAUUCAGGUGAAAUGGAUUUUGAAGCUUAUAUUUCCAUUGCAAUGACUUUCCCUGAACAAAUCGCAGGUAUUUAUAUUCGAUGUUGUAGUAAUUCAUUAAGCGAUUCUGGUGAAAGAUCACAUGAAGAAAAAGUUAUGAAUGAUAUAAAUGAUAUACUGAAGGAGAAUUAUCAUCCUAAACCAGGGAAAACAUUAAAAAAGGACACAAAAAUAUCUGAAUCCACAAAUAACAACAUCAGUCCUCCUCGUAGGUCAAGUCCAUUAAUACCGCCUGUAGUUCCAUCAAGGAAAAAUAUUGAAUUGUCCCCUAAACAAAAGGAAAUGAUACAGCUGUCAAGAAGAGGACCAAACAAUAUCAUUACAACAAAUGAUAAUAAUAAUAAUAAUAAUAAUAAUAAUAAUACAAGACCGGCAAGUUCAAAACUGAGAUCUCGGCCACCACCACCACCUAUCCCAACACCAAGAAAUACAUCAUCAUCCUCAGAGGCAGCAUUGAAUGUAACGAUAUCAAAUACUAGUACCAAUGGUAGCUCACUCUCGUCAUCGUCAUCUUUUUUAUCGUCAUCGUCAUCGAUUGAAGAAUCUGGAUAUCAAUUGCCAUCAAGUCAAGAUGAUUAUGGUAAUUUUCAAACCACCACCACCACCACGGCAACCGGAUUUGUUGAUACCAAGGCAGAAAAUUGGAAACGUCGUGUAUGCGUCGGAAUUGAAAAAUUGAAUAACCUUCAUGAUCAUGAUACUAUGGGAAAUAAUACGGAUAAUUUUAUAAAACCUAAAUUGUUAUUCUUUAUGGAACCAGGUGUUGCUUUGGAGGUUUGUCUUCAAGGUACAAAGGAUAUAGAGUGA
This is a messenger RNA of Naumovozyma dairenensis CBS 421, 2142 nucleotides long. RefSeq names its product phosphatidate phosphatase APP1 (gene APP1). The record is from RefSeq and is a predicted model, not a curated record. Lineage: Eukaryota; Fungi; Ascomycota; Saccharomycetes; Saccharomycetales; Saccharomycetaceae. Gene Ontology annotation, molecular function: phosphatidate phosphatase activity. The transcript has a single exon. Gene Ontology annotation, cellular component: actin cortical patch. Bases 1 to 2142 code for a protein of 713 amino acids.